Molecule: messenger RNA, 2268 nt
Organism: Zonotrichia albicollis (white-throated sparrow)
Lineage: Eukaryota; Metazoa; Chordata; Aves; Passeriformes; Passerellidae
Source: RefSeq, a predicted model, not a curated record
GGAGUCACAGAUGUCCUGUGUGAAGCCUGUGACCAGUUAGGAUGGAAGGUGCCAACGAAGAUCCAAAUUGAGGCUAUUCCAGUGGCUCUCCAAGGCAGGGAUGUCAUUGGACUGGCAGAAACUGGCUCUGGGAAAACAGGAGCCUUUGCUUUGCCAAUUCUCCAAGCCCUUCUGGAAACACCUCAGCGAUUAUUUGCUCUUGUGCUCACACCAACAAGGGAGCUGGCCUUUCAAAUCUCAGAGCAGUUUGAAGCUCUGGGGUCCUCCAUUGGUGUUCAAAGCACGGUUAUUGUGGGUGGAAUUGACACGAUGUCUCAGUCUCUGGCCUUAGCCAAGAAACCACAUGUUAUAAUUGCAACCCCUGGCCGUCUGGUUGAUCAUCUGGAGAACACAAAGGGCUUCAACUUACGAGCUCUGAAGUUCCUGGUGAUGGAUGAGGCUGACCGGAUCCUUAACAUGGAUUUCGAGACCGAGGUGGAUAAGAUAUUAAAAGUGAUUCCUCGAGAUAGGAAGACAUUCCUAUUUUCUGCCACCAUGACCAAGAAGGUUCAAAAACUCCAGCGUGCUGCUCUGAAGAAUCCUGUUAAAUGUGCUGUUUCUUCCAAGUAUCAGACAGUUGAAAAACUACAGCAAUACUAUAUUUUCAUCCCCUCCAAAUUCAAGGACAGCUACCUGGUUUAUAUCUUGAAUGAACUGGCUGGUAACUCUUUCAUGAUAUUCUGCAGUACAUGUAACAAUACUCAGAGGACUGCUCUGCUGCUCCGCAACCUGGGCUUCACUGCCAUUCCCCUGCAUGGGCAGAUGAGUCAGAAUAAACGUUUGGGCUCUCUGAACAAGUUCAAGGCAAAGGCACGUUCUAUUCUCCUGGCUACUGAUGUUGCAAGCAGAGGUCUGGACAUCCCACAUGUGGAUGUGGUGAUAAACUUUGAUAUUCCUACACACUCUAAGGAUUACAUUCACCGUGUUGGGAGAACAGCUCGAGCUGGGAGAUCUGGCAAAUCUAUCACCUUUGUCACACAGUAUGAUGUAGAGCUGUUCCAGCGCAUUGAACACCUGAUUGGCAAGAAGCUGCCAGCAUUCCCCAUGCAAGAGGAAGAAGUUAUGAUGCUGACAGAGCGUGUGGCUGAGGCCCAGAGGUUUGCUCGAAUGGAGCUGCGGGAGCAGGGAGAGAAGAAGCGAUCUCGGAACGAUGAUGAUGACACAGAAGAGGCUAUUGGUGUCAGGAAUAAGGUGGCAGGAGGGAAAAAGAAGAAAAGGAAAGCCUAGUUUGGUAUUUGAACAAACUCUUUUAUUUUUCUCUUUAUGGCUAUCUGAGCUAUCAAAAACAGUGCACCAAGCCAUCUCCAGUGGAUUUUUUUUCAGAACUACAUAGGAAAUUUGGCAGUCCCUGCUCAUUCACUCUGAAGUGCAGUGUGAGUGCACCUUUUCCACUGCUGCAGCCUGUCCCACUAUCCAAUCUCUCUGAGUGCAUCUGGAGUCAGAUCUGUCAGAAGAAAGAGGAAAAAGUUAAAAAGAAGUGACUGAGUUUUCACAGCAUAGCUGUGAUGCCCUUGCUUUGGAGAACGGAUGUGUUACAUUGAGAACUCAAAAUGUAUUUUGCCUAAUUUUAAAGCUACAUGGUUUUCCUUGUCUUGUCACUGACUGUUCUAUUCACUUUGUGUAUCAUCUCUGCCAGAAGGUUUUCUUCUUGGGUCAAUCCUGGCAAUUCAGAUGUGACAUCAAUACCUUAGAUUUGUCAGCUGAGGAGCAGUCCAGCACAGAGAACAAGCUUCAGCAGGAUGAAACAUUCACUGCCUGGAAUUCCAUCCAAUACCUGCUAAUGAUUGACACCAUCAAGGAUAGGUCUGGGUUUUGGGUGGGGUUUUUGUGGCGGAUUCUCAUAAUACUUACAAGUGAACACAAGAGGGAGGUAUUUACGUGGGAAAGCAACUCAAAGCUGAGAGGUGCAGAGAAACAAGUAUCCUGGAAAGCUCUUUGUUUCCUUGGGCAGGGAAUUUUUUUACUCUUAGGCAGAGUUCCAUGCCAGACAAGUAGACUUUUGCAAGAAAGAGAUAAGUGUACUUGAUACAAAGCCAGAAGGUUACUGCUAGUUCUCAUUGACAAUAAAAAUUUUCAUACAGGAUAUUCCUGCUGGUAGGCAGAGUGAGGAGCUCCUGCAUAUGUAAAUUUACUGAAAACAUAAUGUCCAGUAUUCAUAAACUGGAUUUUGUGCUACAUGAAAAACAACGUUCAAAGUAGUCCUUUUUAGAUCUAAAUGGAAAGUAGAAA